Molecule: messenger RNA, 612 nt
Organism: Ostertagia ostertagi
Lineage: Eukaryota; Metazoa; Nematoda; Chromadorea; Rhabditida; Trichostrongylidae
Source: the annotation of a GenBank genome assembly
AUGGAGUGCCAUAGUAUUUUCUCUCCUUCUACUUCGAGAAAUGCAAAUUUACGCAAAAGAAGGCAAAGACCGUACAGCAGUGUGCCUAACGAAAUCACUGAAGAAGUUACUGAGGCUACGCCCGGAAUGCAGAUUCCUGUGGGUGUGGAUGCAAAUCGGCACACAGCGAUCCAGUAUCACAGAGAGGAAGUACCACAUGCUUAUAUCUCGGAAGUGGCUAGAAGAUAUGCUGAGAAGAUUCGCAAAUCGUGCUGCUCAAACGUGGCGGCGUUCACGAACAUCCACCAAUGGAAGGCACGUGUUGUGCCUUCUACCCUGACCCAGUUGGCCACUUCAGAAGGAACGUACUCUUCAAUCGGAUUUGAGAAUGAAUCUACUUCUCUCCCGCUGAUAAAACAGAGAUUACGUCGUCUCAUUGGUGAAUGCGAUAUUGAAAGAAUAACUUGCUGUGUUCCCAUGUGUGGCCGCGUAUUCAACUCCGUACAGGUUCUGGCAUGGCAUAUGUCCUACUCUCACCACGAUCUGGGUCUCAAGUCUACCUAUGGCAAUCUUUGUUUCGUCUGUGGUAUUCGCAUGGAUAGUGCUAAGGUUAGGGACUCUUCAUUGGGCUCA